AUGGAGAAGAGGGGACAUGAUCGGAGUGCUGCCAAUCAGGAGGUGUCUGACAAUUCUGAAGGGAAGAACCCUGUGGAGGGUGUCCAGGUCGAGUUUGAAGCCAAGUCAGCUCGAGAUGGCACAUGGUAUGAUGUUGCCGCGUUUCUGUCUCAUAGGUUGUUUGAAUCAGGGGAACCGGAAGUACGGGUUCGUUUUUCUGGAUUUGGAGCAGAGGAAGAUGAAUGGAUCAAUGUUCGUGAAUGUGUGCGACAGCGUUCUCUCCCAUGUGAGGCCACUGAAUGUGUUGCUGUGCUUCCUGGGGACCUCAUUCUUUGCUUUCAGGAAGGUAAAGAGCAGGCUCUCUAUUUUGAUGCCCGUGUCCUUGAUGCCCAAAGGAGAAGGCAUGAUGUAAGAGCAUGCCGAUGUAGAUUUCUUGUUCGCUAUGAUCAUGACUCUUCUGAGGUACUACCACCACUGAGGAAGGUGUGCCGCCGACCAGAAACUGAUUACAGGCUUCAGAUUCUGCAUGCAGCCAGAGCGGCAGCCACCAUGGAUGCUCACACCCCACCCAAAGAGGUCAAAGUGGAGGCGACAUCCAACGAGAAGAGCCCAGCUGAGCAGAAACCCCCGAAGCAGCACAAGAUGAUGGACGUGAACACCGAUGAGGUGUCCAUGGUCUCCAGCGUGGAACAAGAAGUGACACCAGGCAAGACUGUAGCCCCCUUGCCGUCAGCAACACCAGAAACCCGCAAUUCAACUUCAGACGUCGUGAUGAAGGAAGCGGAGGCUUCCUCAGUGGUGGUUGAAGACGAUGACGAAGUACAAGUGGUUGAAAAGAUGAAAGAUGGGGAGUAG
Messenger RNA from Panicum hallii, 834 nucleotides. Its product is annotated as protein SAWADEE HOMEODOMAIN HOMOLOG 2-like. The coding region runs from base 1 to 834 and encodes 277 amino acids. Gene Ontology annotation, molecular function: chromatin binding. The record is from RefSeq and is a predicted model, not a curated record. NCBI's taxonomy places the organism in Eukaryota, Viridiplantae, Streptophyta, Magnoliopsida, Poales, Poaceae. The transcript is spliced from 6 exons.